UGCUCCUAUUCCUUCUCCAGCCUGAUGCAGCUGGAGGGCGUGCUGGGCCGGGCGUGCAGCGCCUGCGAGGGGGUGUACCGCGUGCUGCACUGGGAGAACCCCGCUCUGUCCUCCCAGUUCUAUGGGGUGCUGCUGGGCUCCCUCUGUGUCCUGUACCUGCUGCCCCUGUGCUGGGUGCUGGCCCUGAUCAACAGUGCCCUCUUUCUGGGGAACGCCCACUUCUGCCGUGCCAGCACCCCAGAGCUGACGGAGCCCGAGGCAGAAGGGGGGGGCACCCUGGCGGAUUGGACCCCCACACCCACCAGCACCGAGGACCUCACGCCUGGCAGCGUGGAGGAGGCGGAGGAGGCGGAGCCGGACGAGGAGUUUAAAGAUGCUAUCGAGGGGCUGUGCGGGGAGUUCUCCCAGUGCUCGGCCGACUCCGACCUCCCGGAGGGCGGCGCCAUGAGCAAGAACGAGGUGAUCCGCAGCAAGGUGUCCCGGCUGACCGAGCGGCUGGGCCAGCGCCCCCCCCGCCACAAUCUAGGGAGCUGCACGGGCUGCACCGCUACCUUCUCCGUGCUCAAGAAGAGGCGGAGCUGCAGUAACUGCGGAAACAGCUUCUGCUCCCGGUGCUGCUCCUACAAGGUCCCCAAAUCCUUCAUGGGAGCCACAGCCCCGGACGCGCAGAGGGAGAUGGUGUUCGUUUGUGCGCUGUGUAACCAGGCGCUCGUCAAGUGAGCAGACUGGUGCC
This is a messenger RNA of Pelodiscus sinensis (Chinese soft-shelled turtle), 733 nucleotides long. Lineage: Eukaryota; Metazoa; Chordata; Testudines; Trionychidae. The record is from RefSeq and is a predicted model, not a curated record.